Molecule: messenger RNA, 10054 nt
Organism: Drosophila eugracilis
Lineage: Eukaryota; Metazoa; Arthropoda; Insecta; Diptera; Drosophilidae
Gene: rdgA
Product: eye-specific diacylglycerol kinase
Exons: 17
Coding region: 738-5195 (1485 amino acids)
Biological process (GO): intracellular signal transduction; diacylglycerol metabolic process; lipid phosphorylation
Molecular function (GO): ATP-dependent diacylglycerol kinase activity; protein binding
Source: RefSeq, a predicted model, not a curated record
UCAAAUAACCUAACUUAAAGUUAAGACAACAAAAAACCAAACAAAACUCUCAAAACUAAAGGAAAAUCAGUUCUAAGAUCGUUUUUCGUGAUUUUUGAAUCCUAACUACUGUCAACGUGUAAAACGCACAAAAAUGUGCACGAAAUUUUCAUUGGACUCGAACGACUGAAAAGUGCGUUCCCAUUGAAAGCAAAAACUAAAUACUGCGAGUUCGCGCGAAACUUUUGAUUAAUUAAAAGUAAAACAGAAAAAAAAAAAGCCGAGAGCCAACCAAGAACUGGCUUUUGGGCAUUCACAGGAAACGACAGCAACCACAACGAGAGAGACUUAACCUACUUCUCCACCAGGAAGCUAAAAACCAGAAAAUCAAAAAAAACAAAAUACGAAAAAAGGAGAUCAACUUUGACAGAACAUCAACAUCGAAAUGGAAUUGGCCAUCAGAAUUGUCAAACCGCAGUUGGCUCGCUACAAAAACAACUAUAACAGCAAUAAUAACAGCAACAUUCACACCAGCAAUAGCAAGAGACUAGACACCAACGGUAGCUGCAACUUAUGCAACAUCUGCAACAUCAGCAACAACAACGACGAAAACAACAAUCCCAAUAUCAACAGUAUAACAACGAUUCCACAAGAAGCAAGAACUGUGGCAGCAAUACAAAUUGCAGCAACAGCAGCCACUUGCAGCAGCCACAACUUAUCAGGAACUUGCAACAACUUGUCAACAAUAUCUGAGCAACAUGCAGCAGCAGCAACAACCGUCCAUCGACCAGCUGCCCGAGCCCAUAGCCUCGACCAGCAGCAAUACGGCAGCAACUAAGCCGGCAACAGCAGCAGCAACAACAUCGACAACGUCAACCAACAACUUCCACCAGCAACUGCAAGCAACAACGGCAGCAACCAUGCAACGUCUGCGUACCACAUUUACGCGUUCGCGCACUCCAACAGGUGCCGAAAUGAAGAUGCAGAAUAGUCUGGAGGUGCCCAAGCAGGUAAAAAAGGUGCGCUCCGCCUCCUUCGAUGAGAUGCAAUUGGAGUCGCAGCGUGCCUCCUCCAGCCUGCUCAAACAGCAGUCCUCAUCCUCGGCCUCAGCAGACGAACGCUCUUCGGAGGCUGGCUUUCUGCAGGUACCAUUGGCGGCCCAUCAACAACGAUCCCAUAGCUUCGAUUCGGCAACGGCCUCAGGGGGCAGCGAUGAUUCUGGUACCUUUUUGGAGGUGCCGCGGCGGAUGAAGGCUCGCCGCAGUUCGUCCACCAAGACACCGCCGCCCUGCAUCCAUUGUCACUAUCUGGAGGAGUACGAACGCCGGAUGACGGCCGAGAAGCGAUACUUUAUCGAUCAUCGUGAGCUAACGGCCCUUAGCUAUAGCAAUACCAGUUCGGAGGCGAGUGAGGAUGAAGAUGACGAGGAUGGGAAUAAUGGCGAGGAAGAGGAGGAGGGCAGUGGAGCCAUCGAGGAUGCCGAGGAGGAGAACACUGAAGCGGCUACCGAAGAGGCGGAUGAAGAUCCCCGCACUGAGAUGGAGUCCGAACAUGAUCACGAUCCGGAUGACGAUGCUGCUCUCGAGAUGGACAUUCGUAUUGGCAAUAUCAGUCAAGGCAGCAGCAUCGAGGAGUCGCGUGCCCGUCUCCCAAGGCAAAUGAGGCGCCACACCAUCGGCAGUAGUUCCGUUACUUCGGCCUCCGAGGAUGAGGGCUUGGAGGGAUCGGACAAUGGUUCGCCGCAUUUUGGCAACACCCUGUUGCCACCCCAACCGGCAACUCCAUGCGGCAUAACCUUUACGUUGAGUCCAACCAACGGGGAUUAUCCAUCACCACCGCAUCUUCCCUUGGAUCCGGGCUCUCCACCAAUGUCACCAUGCUCCUCCAAUUCAGGAAGAUUGCCAGCUCUGGCUCCAACUAUUUCCACGGCCUGCUCCUCUGCGGAUGCCGAUGAUGCUGGAGCGGCUAUGGGUUUGCCGGUGCGGGCCAGACGUCGCUCAAUUUCGCGGCAGGAGGCGAUAUUCGUAGAGCCCACUGGGAACUCCUUGGAGAAUGUUUCGCACGAGGAGGUGGACAACAGCAAUACCAAGUCAUCGGUGGAUACAGCUGAUUCCCUCGAUGAGGCCUCCACUAUGGCCACUUGUGGCUCACCCGGAGCAGUGGGUGGGGCAGGUCAAUCCUCGUCCAGUCAUCACAGCGCCUUUGUGGUGCGAGAUAUUUAUCUAAUGGUUCCGGACCUGAAGCGAGAUCGUGCCGCUUCCGUGGACUCGUGCUUCUCGAAGCUCUCGUCUGGAGCCAAAACGGAGGAGUUGCAACCAAGUGCAGAUGGCUGCUUCCUCACUGUGCCGAAUAUCAAUGCCACCAGAUCCCGUUCCGUGGACAUCGUUCUGCCAACGGAUGAGCAGGCCAGGUACAAGGCCUUGUCCAUGACGGGAUCCACGGUCACCUAUGCUGAUGGGCGUACCGCUUCGGCCAGCAACUCCCGGAGACCCAUUAGGAUUGUGCCCGACUGGACGGAGAAUGCGGUGCAGGGCGAGCACUAUUGGAAGCCCACUUCCGCUUCCGGCGAUCUCUGCUGCCUGAAUGAGGAAUGCAUUAAAAGCGGUCAGCGGAUGAAGUGCUCCGCCUGCCAGCUAGUGGCCCACCACAACUGCAUUCCGUUCGUGAACGAGAAGAGCACGCUGGCAUGCAAGCCAACCUAUAGGGAUGUGGGCAUCCGGCAGUACAGGGAGCAGACCACCACCCAUCACCAUUGGGUCCACCGCAAGCUGGAGAAGGGCAAGUGCAAGCAGUGCGGCAAGUUCUUUCCUAUGAAGCAGGCGGUGCAGAGCAAGCUAUUUGGCUCGAAGGAGAUUGUGGCAUUGGCCUGUGCCUGGUGCCACGAGAUCUAUCACAACAAGGAGGCCUGUUUUAACCAGUCCAAAAUCGGCGAGGAGUGUCGUCUGGGCAACUAUGCACCCAUUAUUGUGCCGCCUUCUUGGAUUGUUAAGCUGCCCAACAAGGGCAACUUCAAGUCCUCGAUACGCGUGAGCAACAAGAACAAUGCGGCUUCAGGAUCAGGAGGCAGCAGUGGUGGUACUGGGUCCGGAGGAGGAGGCGGCGGCGGCAAGAGCAAGAAGCAGACGCAACGCCGACAGAAGGGCAAGGAGGAAAAGAAGGAGCCGCGGGCGUUCAUUGUGAAGCCCAUUCCAUCGCCGGAGGUAAUCCCGGUCAUUGUGUUUAUUAAUCCAAAGUCGGGCGGCAAUCAGGGCCACAAGCUACUGGGCAAGUUCCAGCAUCUGCUCAAUCCGCGCCAGGUUUUCGAUCUAACGCAGGGUGGGCCUAAAAUGGGCUUGGAUAUGUUCCGAAAGGCUCCCAAUUUGCGUGUGCUGGCCUGCGGAGGCGAUGGCACUGUCGGCUGGGUCCUCUCCGUCCUGGAUCAGAUCCAACCGCCGCUCCAGCCAGUUCCCGCUGUCGGUGUCCUUCCAUUGGGCACUGGAAAUGAUCUCGCUCGCGCCCUAGGCUGGGGUGGGUCUAUCUUCUUUCAGGGCUACACGGACGAACCGAUUGGGAAGAUACUGCGCGAGAUCGGGAUGUCGCAGUGCGUUUUGAUGGAUCGCUGGAGGGUGAAGGUUACGCCCAAUGAGGAUGUCACCGAUGACCAUGUCGAUCGGAGCAAAGCGAACGUCCCAUUGAAUGUGAUCAACAACUAUUUCUCGUUCGGCGUGGAUGCCCACAUCGCCUUGGAAUUCCAUGAGGCACGCGAGGCUCAUCCGGAGCGUUUCAAUUCGCGGCUGCGCAAUAAGAUGUACUAUGGCCAGAUGGGUGGCAAGGAUCUAAUCCUGCGCCAAUAUCGUAAUCUCUCCCAAUGGGUCACGCUCGAGUGCGAUGGCCAGGACUUUACCGGAAAGCUACGCGAUGCCGGCUGCCAUGCCGUCCUCUUCCUCAACAUUCCCAGUUAUGGCGGUGGCACUCACCCUUGGAACGAUUCCUUUGGCGCCUCGAAGCCCUCCAUCGAUGAUGGCCUAAUGGAGGUAGUUGGCUUGACCACCUACCAGUUGCCCAUGUUGCAGGCCGGAAUGCAUGGCACCUGCAUUUGCCAGUGCCGAAAGGCCAGGAUCAUCACCAAGCGAACCAUUCCGAUGCAGGUGGACGGCGAGGCAUGCCGCGUGAAGCCAUCGGUCAUCGAGAUCGAGUUGCUCAACAAGGCGCUGAUGUUGUCCAAAAGGAAGCACGGACGCGGCGAUGUCCAGGUCAACCCACUGGAGAAGAUGCAGCUGCACAUCUUGCGGGUCACCAUGCAACAGUACGAGCAGUAUCACUAUGACAAGGAGAUGCUCCGCAAGCUGGCCAACAAGCUUGGCCACAUCGAUAUCGAAUCUCAGUGCGAUCUGGAGCACGUGCGCAAUAUGCUCAAUGCCAAGUUCGAGGAAUCCAUCUCCUAUCCCAAAGUCUCCCAGGAUUGGUGCUUCAUCGAUGCCUGCACUGCGGAGCACUAUUUCCGUAUCGAUCGUGCCCAGGAGCACCUGCACUACAUCUGCGACAUCGCCAUCGAUGAGCUGUAUAUCCUGGAUCAUGAGGCAGCCACCAUGCCACAGACACCCGACCAGGAGCGCUCCUUUGCCGCCUUCUCGCAACGUCAGGCCCAGAACGAGAGACGCCAAUUGGAUCAGGCCCAGGGCCGCGGCCCGGGCAGCACCGAUGAGGAUUUGCAAAUUGGCUCCAAGCCCAUUAAAGUGAUGAAGUGGAAGAGCAACAAAGAUCGUUUAUUCAGUUUCAACGAAGAUGUUUUUGGUUAUGGAUUCAGCCCUAUACUGGAGCAAACUUCCGAUGCCAUACUACUAGCAGCCCAGAGCGGCGAUCUCAAUAUGUUACGUGCACUACAUGAACAAGGAUACUCACUGCAGUCAGUGAACAAGAACGGACAGACGGCGUUGCACUUCGCCUGCAAAUACAACCACAGGGACAUUGUCAAAUAUAUCAUCGCGAGCGCCACACGACGCCUCAUCAACAUGGCCGACAAGGAGCUUGGACAGACGGCGCUGCACAUUGCCGCCGAGCAGAAUCGUCGCGACAUCUGCGUAAUGCUGGUGGCCGCCGGCGCCCAUCUGGACACCCUAGACUCCGGCGGAAAUACGCCAAUGAUGGUGGCCUUCAACAAGAACGCCAACGAGAUAGCCACCUAUUUGGAAAGUAAGCAGGGGACGCAGCCCGUCGACGGCUGGCUCGACGACUAGAUGAAUAAAAUAUCGCCGCUGAUAACCUACCCACUCCUCCAUGUAGAGCAAACGCUAGACAAGCUUGCGCCGUGGGGCUAACUCACGACUCAAAAAUCGAAAAAUCAAAAAUCAAGAACCCAAAAACCAAAAACCAGACAAAAAAUAAUCAGUAAAUCAGUUAUUCCAAGCAAGAACGUAAUUUUAACAAUGCAAAUUUCUCCUUUCUAUGCCAACAAAAAACUACACAACAAACCGGAAACUCCUUGUCUUGUGUAAAUAAAAAAUCGAAAUCGAAUCGGAAAAAUCAAAUGAAAAAUGUAAAAUAAACAUGAACAUUCCAUGAACUCAAAUCGGAAUGAACCGCUUAGGUCAAGAGCGUUUCAUGCAUCUGGAGGUGCAGUCCCGGAUCUAAGUGGAGCAUCAUCCGGCGGAAGCAUUCAACCUACGACAUAAAAUUAUUAAUAAUACUUAUGAUAAUAACUGAUAAUGUCUAUUUUUUUGGCAACUCUUUUUUUUUUUGGCUAGCAUGUACGGGAGAAAUCUAAAUCUAAACUAAGCAAAGAAAAUACAAAAAAGAAGAAACAAAGCAAAGAAAACACUCAACACAUUUAGCAAGUAAGCUUAACAAAGGCAUCAUUUAAUUUAUUGUAAAGAAAAAGAAAAAGAUUAAGAAAAAGUUUAAGAAAAGCUAGACGAAAGGCAACAUUUGUCCAAAAUUCAAUUUUAAAUUACCUUAAAAAAGAUCAAGCAAAGAUCGAACAAAAUUCAGCUAUUAAAAAGCAAAAGCAAAGGCAGUAAAUGCAAAAAAGUAAAUUCGAAAUUUAUUUGUUUCUCUUACCGAUUGAUUAACGAUUAAUGAUUAUAUUGUGAUAUCUAAAUUAAUUAAUGUAUUGGACUAGAGAGAGAGCGAGAGCGAGAAAUAUAAAUUGAUAUUAGCAAAAGGCAUUUGCUGUAACCGCUAACUGAAAAGCAAGGAAAAACGUUUAAAAAAUAUGCAAAAAACAAACACACACACACACUGAGACACAUACUAAGCAAAGAUAUAUAGCCUAUAUAUAAUAUAUAUUUAAUUAUUAUAUAUGUACUUCUUUUGGAAUUCAAACUAGUUUAAGUGAGAACUUUAAUACUCUUGUCAAAAGAAAAACGAAAAAAGAAAAGGAAGAACAGCAGAGCAGCAGCACGAUUAGAAGAGUGAGGCACUAGACCCUAAGCGGCUAAAGCCCUCUCGCUCAGACACAGACACAGACACAGACAGACACACACACACACAGUCCCGAUGCACAGACUAGAAUGCACAACCCCCCAUAGAUAUACCACUUCACCUUUGACCCCCCAAAAAGAAGAGAAAACCCUCAGCGUUUCAAACCGAAAGACUUGGGCCGAUCAAUAGCGUCCCCCCUCCUCAAACUGCCCCGGAAAAAAGAUGUUAGCUGUUAGGUCGGGGCAGUUGAGAUCCACAAAGACUAUCUUAAACUAUCCUAAACUAUACUAUAUUCCGUAACUAUAAACUAUAAACUAUGAACCCUCUCGUAACCACACAAAGGAACAAAAUGAACAAGGAAACACGAGCCUUAGCUGGCGUACCUAAUACCUAAUACGAGAACACACUCUUAAUAUUAGACGCAUGAAUAUUUUAUCAAAUAAAAGUAUAUGAAAAUAUUAUAUAGCUGUUAAUCGAAUCACAUAUAUAUGUAUAUGUAAUGCUAUAUAUUAUGUACAGUAGAGGGCUAUUUUUCCACAUGCUUUUUUUUUAUUCUAUAUAAAUUCGAAUUCUAAAUUUUUGAAAAGUAAUCAUAAUCCAAAAUUGUGUCGAGUCAAUUACGUUUAACCGCGAAUCACACCUUCAAAUUUCCCCAGGCUUAGCUAAACUUUAUAAGCUAAACGAUUUGUAUCGAUUAACGAUUAGGAAUAAGCGAUAAGUCACAUUAUCGAUUGACAAGGCACCUGAGAACGAUUAAGUAUCGAUAACCUUUACGAGGCUUGUCCGCGAAUGCAGCCCUGGCCACCCUCUCCUACGUCCAAUCGCAAUCGCGGCUUAGUUCCUGGAAAACCAUGGCUCUGGCUUUCGGAAUGCCUUGAAUGGGUUUGGACACCUCAAAUUCUUUGUGGGAGGGGGGCCAUCGCCAGCAUUCCCAUUAAAUCCCGCACCGUAAGCCACUUCCGGUCUUCCGGAAGCGAGCUUCCGGCGUGGGUAAUCAUGUUUUGGAUUGCACAUGACUAUAGGAAAAAACAAAAACGUAAAAAAAAAUGAAAUUAAAACACACAAAACUUAAAGUUACACACAUCGUAGACUGUCGCAGAUGGUGUUGAAGUGUCGAAAGUUAUUUUUAACGAUUUUUGAUUCGAGCUUUGCGGGAUCCCGGGCAUGCAGCCUUUACGCCCCAUAAGACGUGCCACCCAUUAGGCAGGCGGAAUCCAAAAUCGUUGCACCAAUCUACACCGCCUGCGGCAACUAAUGAGUUCUUCAGCUGCGGUCGAAAUAGUGAUCAGUGAAGAAAAUGUAUCAAAUGGAAUCUUAGGUCUUUGAUUUUCAUUGGUUUUUUAAUUAUUAAAAUUAUUUGUGUAAAAAAAAAAAUUGGUCAAAAAAUUCGUCAAAAUGUAUAAUCAUCAAAAAUCUCAAUAAUUAUCAUUGCUUUCUAUAUUAAGUUUUUAAAAAAGGCAAUUUUAAGCCUUCUUUUGACUUAUUAAACUGGUCAAAUUCUAUCAUUUUCAAAAAUCUAAAGUAGAACAAACUGCAAAUUAAAGUGUAUUAAAAUUGGUUCAAUAAUUUGUAUCAUAAACCCUAUAAUUUCUAAUUUAAAAUUUAGUCAAAACUGAUCAAAUUCUCAAAAAGACUGACAUAAAUGCGGCCGCAGCUGGAAAUCCAUAUGCAGUAGAGCAGAGUUGAGUAAGGAAUAUUUAGCAAAUGACAAUCUAGAGAUUUUAUAGCAAAUGAGCCGAGCAGAUGGCCGGAAAAGCGUUUGCUAACCCCCCCCAAAACAUUCACUAUGUUUCUGAUCAUAGAAAAACAAGAAAGACCAUAAACACUAAGAAAUUCAAAGAAAAAUCACAUUUGACACGCUAAAAACAAAAAAAGAAAGAAAACUAAGAAGCGGCUUCGAGAUGAAAUUGUAGUUGAAGGAUUUAAGCGGGAAGGCGGAAUAGAGUUAGUGUUAAAAACGAGGCGAGCGCUAUCUAACCAACUAGACGGGCUAAACGAUCCAAAGUGGAGGAGUACUAGAGUGACUAAAAUGCAGGAAGAAGUAAGGAAAAUGGCUAGCUAAGGCCUAAAGUGCUUCGUGGCACUGAAUCACAGCUGUUCGGAAAACAACCGGGUCCAAGCCAAAACUAUGGAUAUAUUUUCGUGCAUUUUCGUAGAAGUUGAGAAAACCCACAAACACAGACAUAGUGAAAACACCUCACACACACACACACACAUACAUACAAAGGACAUACAAAGUGGCGGCACUUACUGCAUGAUGUGUACAUAGGGACAACUAUAUAUAAUAUAUAUAUAUAUCACAUAUAUAUGAACAGAAAUAGACAUAUAUAGUAUAUAUAUUUUUUUCGAAUCGUUUAAGUGAAACUUUUGAACAAAAUAUGGAAAAAUGAAACGCAAGUCUUAUGAAAUUCUAGCAAGUAAGGCAAACCAAAAUUGUAAAGGUCAAGAUACAAAGAUACAGAGAUACGGAUGGUGGACGGAACGAUAUACCUAAAACAAUGCCUAACUGUACGAUAGUAAGCAUACUAUAUAUAUAUAUACUAUAUAUACAGUAAUAAAUCGGAAUAUAUGUGUGUAAAGUUAAUCUAUUUAUUUACACCCAACGAGACAUCCCUGUAAAUACACUUCAACUUUCACCCUAACUCCGCCUCUUCACUGUUUUAGUUUCCAACUGUAACUGUAGACAGACAACGAUUCUCCCUUCCACCUGGAUAUAUAUAUAUAUACACUUAAUCAUUAACUUAUGCAAGUCUGAAAGUAUUUCUAUCGAAGAGUUCUAAACUGCUUAACUGUAAAGUGUACAUAAAAACCGAACCGAAGAAGAAUUAGCAACCCACACAGAUCCCCCUUAAACUAUGUAUGAGAUGCCCUUAUAUAUUAUAAUAUAUAUAUAUAUAUAUUUACUUUUUUUGGAUUAGUCACUAAGCAUAGACAACAUGAAUUACUAAGUACGAUAUGCACUGCAAGCACUGAGGAAUUUGAUUCAAUUUUACUUAAGACAAACGAAAAGAGAAAUUGAAAUAGCAUUUAGCAAAAAACAAAAAAACAAAAAACUAAAACUAAAAACAAACUUAAGGAAAACCCCCUAAAAACUUAAAAAAACAAUCUCCAAAUUAUGGAAAUUAAUUCCGAAACUUAAUGUUCAUUUUUCGAUCUACAUCGGAAGAGAAAGACGAAAACGAAAAUCUAAGCUUGAGGCAAUUAUUGUGGGAAAGUCGAGAACGUUUUAGCAUCUGGAUUGGCUAUGCAGCAUUCGUAUAUAUACUUAGAUACCCAUUGAAAAACACAGAUACUUACACACACACACACACACACACAUACGAAUAUUAAAUAGUUAUACAAUAGUUAUAUAGACUCAUACGCAUCGAUCCCUUGAACCAUAGUCUAUCCUCUGUUAAUCUUCUCUUCACAAAAUUGUACUUUUCGGCCCUGCAAAACGUUCCCCUCAAAAAAACGCUCAAACUAUGAGUUCUUUUUUGCGCCCAUUUACGCCACAACUAUCAAAGAAAUUGUAAAAAAAAGUUAAUAAGAAAUAUAAUAAACAUAUAGUAUUUACGCUAGCGAAUCCCAAAAUAUUGGACAAACGAUCGAAAUCAUCCACAAAAUUGCUUAUAAUAUGAAUUUUCUGACUCUCUCCUAAGAGAAAAUAAAUUUUUUUUGGUAUUUCAAACUCAAA